Lampris incognitus (smalleye Pacific opah) is the source of this 1746-nucleotide messenger RNA. RefSeq names its product WAP, follistatin/kazal, immunoglobulin, kunitz and netrin domain containing 2b (gene wfikkn2b). Bases 1 to 1746 code for a protein of 581 amino acids. Gene Ontology annotation, molecular function: serine-type endopeptidase inhibitor activity; protein binding. Lineage: Eukaryota; Metazoa; Chordata; Actinopteri; Lampriformes; Lampridae. The transcript is spliced from 2 exons. Gene Ontology annotation, cellular component: extracellular region. The record is from RefSeq and is a predicted model, not a curated record.
AUGUGGUGGAUGUUGUUUCCUCGGUGGAUCUGGUUCUUGGCUUGCGUCUCAGUGUGGAAAACUCCCUGCGCCGGAGCCAUGCCCGCCAAUGGAGCUACUUCGCAUGCGGGUAUCUGCCCAAAUGAAAUGAACCCCAACCUGUGGGUGGAUGCUAUGAGUACCUGCACCCGGGAGUGUGAAUCUGAUCAGGAGUGUGAGACUUCCGAGAAGUGUUGCUCCAAUGUGUGCGGGAAUCAUAGUUGCGUGGCAGCACGCAACGCAGAUGGGAAGAAGGACCUGGUGGUCAUGCCCAAGGAGGCCACGUGUGCCAGCUUCGUGUGCACCCAGCAGGGGUCGGAGUGUGAUAUCUGGGAUGGCCAGCCGGUCUGCAAAUGCCGGGACCGCUGCGAGAAAGAGCCCCAUUUCACCUGCGCCUCCGACGGCAUGACCUACUACAACAAGUGUUACAUGGACGCUGAGGCGUGCUCCAAGGGCAUCACCCUCUCCGUGGUCAUCUGCCGCUUCCACUUAACCUGGCCCGACACCAGCCCCUCUUUGCCUCAGCCGACCACGUUUCGACCCACCACGGCUCCUCUUCAGGCAACCAUCCCACCUCCGUCUGUGCCUCAGCCACCCGUCUUGGUCAGCGGUCCCACGCACCAAUACGUGAACCUGGGUGACACGGCCAGCUUCCUGUGCGACGUGACAGGGCGCCCGCGACCAGAAAUCACCUGGGAGAAGCGGCAGCAGGAGGCGGCGGAGAGGGUGGUGAUGCGGCCCAAUCACGUGCGAGGCAAUGCGGUGGUGACAAACAUCGGUCAGCUGGUCAUCUACAACGCCCAGCCGCACGACUCGGGCGUCUACACCUGCACAGCCCAGAACCCCUAUGGCGCCACCCAGGCCGACCACCUGCUCACCGUGCUGCCCGCCGAGCCCCCAAAGAUCACCGAGCCAGCGAAUGUGAGCCGCUGUCUGCCCGAGGAGUGUCUGAAACCCCCCGAUGGCGGGGAGGACUGCGGCAGCGAGCAGGAGAGAGUAAGCUGGUUCUACGAGUCAAAGAACAACAACUGCUUCUCCUUUACACACUGUCACAACAACAACAAUAACAACAACAACAAACAAAGGAAGGUGUUUGACACGUACGAGGAGUGCAUGCAGUGCUGUGGUCCAGAGCUCUCGGGCCCCUGCAGCCUCCCCAGCCUCCAGGGACCCUGUAAGGCCUACGAGCCUCGCUGGGCCUAUAACGCCGCCCUGCGGCAGUGCCAAUCCUUCAUCUACGGUGGCUGCGAUGGCAACGUCAACAACUUUGAAUCCAAGGAAGCCUGCGAAGAGAUGUGCCCCUACCCAAAGAACCACCACUGCAAAGCCUGCAAGCCCAGGGGCAAGAUGGUGACCAGCUUCUGCAAGAGCGACUUUGUGAUCUUGGGCCGGAUGACGGAGCUGACCGAGGAGAGGGACUCGGGCAGUGCCCUGGUGACCGUGGAGGAGAUCCUGAAGGACGAGAAGAUGGGCCUCCGUUUUUUCGGCCGGGAACCCCUGGAGGUCACCUUCCUUAACAUGGACUGGAGCUGCCCCUGCCCCAACAUCACUGGCGCCGCGGCCGAGGGCCAGGUCAUCGUCAUGGGCAACGUGAACGAGGGGAAGGCCAUCCUCCAGCCGGAGAGCUACGUGGGCGCCUCCAGCCCCCGCCGCGUACGGAAGCUCAAAGAGGUCAUCUCAAAAAACACCUGUGACAUUCUCAAAGACAUCACCAACAGUCCCCAAUAG